AUGAAUCUCUCUCAGUUAUCAAAUAGUUACUCCCGAGCUAAAGGGAAUCUUUAUGGUCACGUUGCCAUGGACGAGGAAGGUGCCGCUAUGUACCAGGAGCCUUACAAGGGUCCUAUACACAAUCCUGGUUAUCAUACCCUGGGUCCAGCCAUCCCGCCCUCAGACACGACCUUCAAGUGUCCUCUGCCUCUGGAUACUGAUGACUCCGUGGACUAUGCUGUACCUGGGAUGAACGCGGUCAACAUCCAGGGUGUUACAGGAAGUGUCAUCUAUGCCCUUACCGAUGACUCUGAGCUGAGUAAUGUUCAGUCAAUUCCUGAAAUCGGGCGACAUAGCCUUCGUGUGUUAGAGACUAUAGGUGAAGGCACGUUUGGCACUGUCCAACUCUGUGAGGUUAAGAAUGGUUCUCGAGGUGAACUUCAGACACUGGUAGUGAAGAGCCUCAGUGCCAGAGUUGACGACAGUGUUAAGGAAGACUUCCUACAAGAAGCUCAGGUGCUAAGUUGUAUUGAUGACCCAAACAUUGCACGACUGGAAUACCUCGAAUAUGGAGAUCUUCAUCAGUUUUUACGAAGACACGGCCCUGAAAACACCUCGGCGAUAGUACAAAGAGCAGCUUUCAAAGAGGGAGGUGACAACCCUCUUCUCAGUUAUGGCGCUCUUGUUUACAUUGCCUCACAGGUCGCCUCUGGGAUGAAACACCUGGAAAAACUCAAUGUGGUCCAUCGGGAUCUUGCGACUCGUAACUGCCUUGUAGGCAGAAACCUUCUUAUUAAAGUCUCGGACUUGGGCAUGAGCCAAACGAAGUACCAUAGAGACUACUACCAGCUGAAGGAAGACCACACCAUGUUGCCAGUUCGCUGGAUGGCGUGGGAGUCUAUCCUUCAGGGUCGGUUUUCCACCAAGAGUGACGUGUGGGCGUUCGGCGUGACGCUGUGGGAGAUCCUGACGAUGGCCCGCCAGCAGCCCUACGACGAGCUGAGUGACGACGGCGUGCUGGAGAACGUGUCUCACUGUUACCAUGGUGAUGGCUCCGGUAUGAUGGUGUUGCCUCAUCCGCCGCUCUGUCCUCGCGAGAUGUACGACAUGAUGACUGCCUGCUGGAGACCCAACGACCGCCAGCGACCUCCCUUCUGGGAGAUCCACUUGUUCCUGCAGCGAAAAAACUUGGGUUAUGCGCUUGAUUACCUAGAGUGA
Molecule: messenger RNA, 1197 nt
Organism: Homarus americanus (American lobster)
Lineage: Eukaryota; Metazoa; Arthropoda; Malacostraca; Decapoda; Nephropidae
Product: discoidin domain-containing receptor 2-like
Exons: 3
Coding region: 1-1197 (398 amino acids)
Biological process (GO): cell surface receptor protein tyrosine kinase signaling pathway; multicellular organism development; protein phosphorylation
Cellular component (GO): signaling receptor complex
Molecular function (GO): collagen binding; protein tyrosine kinase collagen receptor activity; ATP binding
Source: RefSeq, a predicted model, not a curated record